Messenger RNA from Xenia sp. Carnegie-2017, 298 nucleotides. Its product is annotated as branched-chain-amino-acid aminotransferase, cytosolic-like. Gene Ontology annotation, molecular function: branched-chain-amino-acid:2-oxoglutarate transaminase activity. The record is from RefSeq and is a predicted model, not a curated record. Gene Ontology annotation, biological process: L-leucine biosynthetic process; L-valine biosynthetic process. Lineage: Eukaryota; Metazoa; Cnidaria; Anthozoa; Malacalcyonacea; Xeniidae. The coding region runs from base 29 to 298 and encodes 89 amino acids. The transcript has 4 exons. Gene Ontology annotation, cellular component: mitochondrion.
AUUUAAAGUAUCGGAAAGGCUAUUUACGAUGAAAGAAUUGAAGAAAUGUCUCAAGGAGAAUAGAGUGAAAGAAAUAUUUGGCGCUGGUACGGCUUGCGUCGUAUGUCCUGUCAAAGAUAUACUUUAUAAAGAUGAGAUGCUUCAUAUACCAACAAUGGAAAAUGGUCCGAAGAUUGCCAGACGGUUUUACAAGGAACUUGCUGAUAUUCAGCAUGGAAAAGUUUCCAGUCCAUGGGCAUAUGUUGUAAAUGAUUCAUCUGAUGAGAACGAAAAUUUACAAGCUAUGAGUCUAAACUAG